Messenger RNA from Pimephales promelas (fathead minnow), 858 nucleotides. The record is from RefSeq and is a predicted model, not a curated record. Lineage: Eukaryota; Metazoa; Chordata; Actinopteri; Cypriniformes; Leuciscidae.
AUAUGCAAAGACAUGGUGCCUGCGUACAUCGUCAGUAAAGACGGCUUCCGAAGACUAAUUCAAACACUGGACAAAAGAUACCAGCUGUCGUCUCGCACUCAUUUCACACGGGUUGCUAUUCCCGAAAUGUAUGAGAAAUGUAAGGCGGGCGUUGAAUACGAGCUUAAAAAGGUGAAAUUCUACGCCACGACCACAGAUAUGUGGUCCAGCAGAACGAUGGAGCCGUAUAUGAGUUUAACGGUCCAUUAUAUCGAUGAAAACUAUGAAAUAAAAAGUCGAUGCUUGCAAACAGCAUAUUUUCCAGAAAAUCACACUGGAGAAAAUAUCGCUCAAGGUUUAAAAGAAGCUUUAGCAUCAUGGGGACUUUGUGAAGAUCAACAAGUGUCUAUCACCACAGACAAUGGAUCCAAUAUAGUGAAGGCUGUCACUUUGAACAACUGGACACGACUGCAGUGCUUCGGGCACAGGCUACAUUUGGCAAUUGAAAAUGCCAUCAAGGAUGAACACAUUUCCAGAGCCAACGGCUUAUGCAAAAAGAUUGUGGGACAUUUUUCCCACAGUUGGAAAAAAAAGAUGAUGUUAGCCGAAGCCCAGGAAGAACUUCAGCUUCCCCAACAUGCCCUCAUUACAUCAUGCCCGACAAGAUGGGGCUCAACGCAACAAAUGAUAGACAGGGUUUUGGAGCAACAGAAGGCAUUGUCUCAGGUCCUUUCAGCUGACCGUAAAACAAGACACCUAGUACCACAAUGGCAAGACACAGAUGUUCUAGAAUCUGUGAGUAAGGCACUGGGUCCACUUCAGGAGUUCACGGAUGCCCUUUCCAGUGAAAACUACAGUACAUUGGUGUACCCUACGUGA